Messenger RNA from Vicia villosa (hairy vetch), 651 nucleotides. RefSeq lists its product as uncharacterized. The record is from RefSeq and is a predicted model, not a curated record. The coding region runs from base 1 to 651 and encodes 216 amino acids. The transcript has a single exon. Lineage: Eukaryota; Viridiplantae; Streptophyta; Magnoliopsida; Fabales; Fabaceae.
AUGAAGUGUAAAGUCUAUUGUGGAGGUAUGCAUGAAUCAGUUCAGCAGCAGGUACUUCAGAUCAAUGGUUUUUCUACUGGAAUCAUCCCAUUCAAGUACCUAGGAGUCCCUCUAUCUAGUAGAAAAUUAACCAUUCAUCACUGCGGGCCUUUGGUUCAUAGGAUCUUGGCUAAGAUUCAGCACUGGACUGCUAGGCUUCUAAGCUAUGCAGGUAGGUACCAAUUGAUCAGAAAUGUGUUAUUUGGAAUUACUGCUUAUUGGAUGAAUGUUUUUCCCAUGCCAAAAGGUGUGAUCAAGCAUAUUGAGGCUAUAUGUAGGAACAUUAUGUGGAAAGGUAAUACUGACAAAACCAAUAAGGCACUAGUUGCUUGGGACUUUAUUUGUAAUCCUAAGGGAGCAGGAGGGUUGAGUAUUACUUCCUUGAAGGAAUGGAAUAUUGCCACUAUGGGAAAGCUCUUUUGGAAUAUCCAAGCUAAGGCUGAUAAGCUUUGGGUAAAAUGGGUUAAUACAUACUACUUGAAGCAACACAAUGCAAUGGAUUGGCAAAGUAAAAAUUGUUCUUGGAUUUUGGCUAGUGUGUUUAAAUGUAGGGACAAAAUCAAAGGGACUAAUGCUUGGGCAACUGUUAUAUAUACAAACUGGGAAAUAUAG